Molecule: messenger RNA, 39907 nt
Organism: Pelobates cultripes (western spadefoot toad)
Lineage: Eukaryota; Metazoa; Chordata; Amphibia; Anura; Pelobatidae
Source: the annotation of a GenBank genome assembly
CUUUUAUAUCCAGGGGUUCUCGUAAGCCCUGGAAAUGCAGACCUCGGAUAAUCCUCGCCGGCUCCUUGGCCAAAUCCGCUGUGUAUUGGAAUGUAUUGACUGCUUCCGACGUGCGCAUCCUCUGCCUGAUGCCUUGUGUUACGUCCCCGGAGAAGUACAAUACAAGGUUUGCAAGGACCCGAGCAGCUCGUCUUCUGCCCGGUGCUUGCUGACAGUCUGGGAGGCUCCUGGAUUCGCUAAGCAGAACCUUAAGAAGCUGUCACGAGGCACCAUCGAAGUCCGCAAAGGAAGCUGUGUGCGAGCCACAGGCGAGGAAUACUGCAAUGCCAAUGGGUUAUGGGUGAAACUUAGCAAGGUGAGGCUUUGAGCACUACGUAUAUAUACACAACACACUUUUAUAAAACAAGAGGUUCUCAUUUUAUGGGACACAUAUAUAAUUAAUGUUAAACAAUGAAGUUUCCUAUUAACUCCUUAAGGACACAUAACAUAUGUGACAUGACAUGUGUGACAUGUCAUGAUUCCCUUUUAUUCCAGAAGUUUCAUCUUUAAGGGGUUAAAGGGACUCUCUUAUCGCCAAAAUAACUUAAUAAAGCAGUUUUAGUGUAUAGAUCAUUCCCCUGCAGCCUCACUGCUCAAUUCUCUGCCAUUUAGGAGUUAAAUCACUUUGUUUCUGUUUAUGCAGCCCUAGCCACACCUCCAUGGCUGUGAUUGACACAGCCUGCAUGAAAAAAAAAAUGGUUUCAAUUUUAAUUAGAUGAGAGCAAAAAACGGGUCGCAAGAGUAUUCUGAGAACGGACAGCAGCUGAAAUAGCCUGCCCUUCGGUGGGUCCCCGCUCAGAACUCAAGCUGGUUUUAGCUCAUCUUGUGCCAUUACAGAGAGAACAUAUCUGAAGCAUAUCAGACUGGUCCCACCCAUACGGGCAGUCCAGAUCCGAAAUGCCAGCAAGUUCUCUAUGCACGAGAGAUACAGCAACCCCAGACGAUCGUUUCGGCCUUGUUAGGCAUCAUCGGUGAGGCAUAGCUGAUAUCUUUCUAGGCACCGUGAGCAAGGGGUCCACGUCUGGAUUACCCUUUAAACUUAUGUAGAGCAAAAAACGGGUCGCAAGAGUAUUCUGAGAACGGACAGCAGCUGAAAUAGCCUGCCCUUCGGUGGGUCCCCGCUCAGAACUCAAGCUGGUUUUAGCUCAUCUUGUGCCAUUACAGAGAGAACAUAUCUGAAGCAUAUCAGACUGGUCCCACCAAUAUGGGCAGUCCAGAUCCGAAAUGCAGUCCAGAUCCGAAAUGCCGAAAUUACUUACAUUUUUUUAAAUCUCCUGCUCUGUAAAUUAUACUUAAGACUGUGGCGGACCGCCUGGCACCCCGACUGGGUACCUCCGUCAAUCGCUGCUUCCUAGUAAUCCUUGUGUACCAUAAGCACCGCACCGGACACCAAAACCACCGUAAGCCCCACAAACCACAGCAGCUUGGUUGGGGUUUCGCUGUCCUCCACCCAACCUGAACCCUAGACCAGGAUCCAGCUUCCAGUGGGUAGAUCUUUCCUAGUCCAGAGAGCGAAGUAGGCUGCUCUUACAAGAGCAAUCAUUGUGAUCCAAGGGAGUAUAGUGAUUAUAGCAAUCCCCAGAGUGAAUAUUGCUCUCCAAUCCCCCAAACAUGAGCCUAGCCUUCAUGAAUGGUAAAACAAAUCUCUUUAAUGGCAGCCACAACUGGCCUUAUAUGCAGGUUCCCAUGCAAGGUGCGCUCCCCCCUAGAGUAGACAAAAAACAUAUACACAAUUACAUUGGCUCUCGGGUCCAGGACACUCCAACAAAAUAGGUCAAUCCCUCCCCUAUGCCCGGGAGAUAAUUGAGUCAAGCACUGUACUAAACUCAAUUAUCUCCAGGCACAGAAAAUAUACAUUUUUACAAAACCUCCAAAAUACAUUAAAACACACAAACCCCCCACAAAAGUUACAUCACCCAAGAGCCCUGAACAGGGUGACCAACAUAUCCAAAGGUCACCCAGAUCAGUUCAGGGGUUCAGGAAUUUCCUGGAAGCCAUAAUUUGACCGAUCGCCCGCAUGGUCCCAUGCCGAAAACAGUUCCAUAGAAUCAGGGCUUGCUGUCUGUUUAGUUUGGUAGUUUAAAAACGAACAAACUACCGAACAGAGUCAAUAGUGUUACACUGGAGCUUGAUCCCCUUGUUCGUGGGAACGUUUCCACCGAACAGUGUCUUUCUAAGUAUUGUAGAACCGAAUGCAGGCGAUGCUGGAAGUCCAACGGUGUUCGGGAGUUUGUGUCCGUGUAGCGGAGAGCUGGUCUUUCCCAGGUUAUCUCCACUAAAGAUCCCUGUGAGGCUCAGGAACAAGUAAUAAAAUCCCAUAAAACAAUAGUCACAGCAAGUAAAGUAAUCCGCGAAUAUCCCAAUAUAGAUCCCAAUGACUGGACGACACACAGCAUCAGGAGCAGAACUGAACUAUUAAUCACACAACCUUCUUUUAAAGCUUUCUCCCAUGCAAGGGAGGGAUUCACAUUAAUUAGUACAGUAUCCAAUAGUGUAACUGUUACCUCCCACACAUAUCCUCCCCUCAAUGUGACACAUAAUCCACUUAUACCUACUGCAGUUUUACCCGAUUUCUGGAUGUACCCCAAAACAGUCAGAAUUAUAUAAUGGGUACCCCUGGUAGCCCUGAUCUGGGCGACUAACAUAUUCAAAAUUCACCUAGAUCGGACCAGGGGUUCGGGAGUUAGGUGGAAGAGGCAAUUUGACCGACCGCACACGAGGCAGUAUCCGAAAAAGGCUCUGUGUGUUUUGGCCUUGUGGUCGGUCUCUGUUCGGGAGAUAAAAUACAUAGAAAUACUUGCCAUCCAAAGUUAAAUCGGUAUUCGUAUGAAUUCCCUUGUUCGGGAUAUUUAUUUUACCGAACGAGGGGCUGGUUGGCCCAUCCGUUCGGGAGUUUCGGAGCUCUGGCGGUCUCAGCGGUGUUCGGGUAAUUGAGUGUACUAUUUGAGUUCCAGACACUCGACGACCAAACACCGCUGAGAUUUUCUUGCGUAAGAUGGCCGCCGCCAUGCGGCUCAUAUGCCGAACGGUGACCACCCAGAUAUAUACAAAGUAACGAUUGCAUGGUCAAUUAGUUUGCGAUUACAGAGUGUGAAAGCUCAACGAGGUGGGGUGGUCUGAUGGUUCAGUAGUUUUCAUUUGUAUGGAACACGGAAUGAAAACUACCAAACAAUCAGCCGAAUGCUACAUACAAUACAGCUAUACAUGGGAAUAAUUACACGAAAUGCAUUUUUAAAAUGAACUUUGAGGACAGCCCAAUGCCAUCCGCUACAGUGCGUUUUCAGUUACAUGAGAUUCAUGCCCAAACACCGCUCUCUGCGUUUGCGGGAACAAGAUGGCCACCACCUUGUGGUCAUCCAUAGGAAUUGCGUCCACCCAGACGAACACUUAGAACACUUUGGUGGAAAUUGCUACACAGUAGCAAUUAGGAUUAACAAGCUCCAGGGUGGUCUCCAGUUCGUGCGGCUUUUCGGUUCCCGUACCAAAUAUAAAAUCCCACGAAACAAGUCUGUUCACAUAGUUUUUGAAAGGGCCCAUAGUCUUUUGGUAAGAGGCUGGCCCGCAGGCCCCUCCAAGAACACGUGACGAGGCUCAGUUAAUCACAAGUCACACUCAGGAGACUGCUGCUGUAUCUAGCAAGCUAUUAAUGGAGAUAAGAAAUUAAACAGGAAGUAUAAACAUUAGAUCUCUAUUUACAGAAAGUGUUAGGAAGGCUGUGAAAGUCACAAGCAGGGAGGUGUGGCUAGGGCUGUAAAAUAAAUGGGAUUUAACUCCGAAACAGGCGAAAAUUGAGCAGUGAGACAUGAUAUAUACACCAAAACUACUUUGUUAAGCUAAAGUUGUUUUGGUGACUAUAGUGUCUCUUUAAUGAAACUGAAAUGUUUAUUCACUAGAAAUGUUGGUUAAAAUAACCAAGCAGUAGCUAAGUUGGCGGACUCUGUUACACCGUAAGCCAUGCUUUGUCUGCCUAUUCCCUGUUUAUUCUAUAAAACCCUAAUCAGAGUGACUGAAUCUGCCCCUUUGUGUCUCUGUGCAGGAGCAGAUGGAGGAAUUCAGGAGUAGCUGUGACAUGGCAGAGGGCUGGGUCCUGCUCUGCCGGCUGGAUGAAGGGGGUGACAGGCUGGUACCUGUGGAGUCUACAGAUAAAACGACCAGGCAGCAGCAGAUUUUUGGAAUGAAUUACCGGCCCAUGAGCAGGUAAAUGGCCACAUGUGUGUUACAGAGUUACUUUUAGGAUGGCUAUAUAUAUAUUGAGUGGUGAGAAGCCUCUGAUUGCUGUAUUUUUGGGAAAGAGCAGAAUGCUGCAGACAUCAUGUCUUCAGCUUUUGCAAGUUGCUUUAUUUUUAUAUACCCACAAUAAAACUUGCAGAAAAAAAGAAUCCAUAAGUGUUUUAUUUGGAGAUCUAUCUACUGAUAUAAAAAAAUCAACGGAGUGUUCCAUUAAUCUAGUGAGAACUGGCAUUAGUUUGGCAUAGACCAUGGUACAUCAGUGUUGUGGCAAGCUGAUACAAUGUAUGAUGGUAUCCUCUAACUAAAUCUCCUAUAUUUCAUGUCUGAGUCUGGAGGUUUUAACAACAAGAUUUUGUUAAAAAAAAAAAAAAUUAUCUUAUUUAAUUUGCAUGCUUUGCUGUGUAAAGCCAGUUAAAGUAUGUACAUUAGUUAACUCUUGCUUUGCCAUACACCUGGUGCAGGUGUACGUGUGGGUUUCUGAACCUGAGGCAUCAUGGGAUGGCAAAGUCACUGCAACACCUAUGUGCUGUGGGGGUAAAUAUGUUUUUUUUUAUUUACCUCAGCUGCAUUAUUCACCCCAGUAAAUGCUGACAUAUUGUUCAUUGUGGUGAAGGAACAAGGAACCGGUUAUUCUCUGGGAGUGACAGUUCCUUCUUCAGGCAGGCUGGGGUCUCGAUGAUAAAUAUUGAGGGCCACGCACCCCUCAGGCUUGCUGUUUAAUAACCCUGCUUUCACAUGUCUAUAUCUGAUUCUAGCCUGUUCCAUUUGUAGGUGGGAGGACGUUGUGGACAUAGUUUACUCCAAGCAUUUAGGUGAGAAACCCAGAAUCACCCCUCCGGAUGAGGAAGCCGUGCAGAAACUGAGGUAGUACCUUGUGAUCUUUCCAUCUUCUAACCGGCCAUUAGACGGGGAGACCAAUAACCCACCACUAGCAGAAUAAGAAACAUCUCUCACCCCCUUUAUCAUCACACUGUCAAUAGGGGGCACACGUUUAGUGCCCACACUAACUGGGUGUGGACCUCUCACCCACCGCCACCCUUCUCCUAGACAGAACCGCCCCCUUAGUUUUACCUUUCUCUUUGGAACAUGUUUAAAUUAUCCUCGUUUCUCUAAAGGACACAUGGUUAUUUACUAAAAUGAGAAUUCAGAAUGAAUUUCAAAUAUAAGGUCCAAAUAGCCGAGCUGGAAAAAUUCUCGAAAUCAUGCUUUCAAGUCGGCUACUCUGGCCUUAAAUUUGACGUUCAUUUUUAAUUUUCACUUUAGUGAAUAAGCUGACAAGGUUCCCUUAUCAGUCUGUCUGACACCAGCUCUUUUUCCAUAGACACUUUGCUUUCUCCCCAUCGACCUGCAAUCCUCCACAUUUCAUCCCAGACACGCAGGUUGCAAGUCACUGCCAGCAUUCGUUGAACUAGAUGAUUUGUCCCAGGUUAACAUUUAGAUUAGUAAUGGCAAGACUUGGCACCCCAUUACUGACCUCAGGGCUUGACUGUCACAUAGUCCUUUCAUUUAUUUAUUGCUUCAGUUACUUUGUCACAUCCAUCUCUAUGUCACCUCUACGGGGAAAUGUAAUACAUUGUUAACAUGUAUAACUUGGAGGAAAGAUGAGACAGGGGGGAUAUGAUAGAAACAUUUAAAUACAUAAAGGGAAUCAACACAGUAAAGUAGGAGACUUUAUUUAAAAGAAGAAAAACUACCACAACAAGAGGACAUAGUCUUAAAUUAGAGGGACAAAGGUUUAAAAAUAAUAUCAGGAAGUAUUACUUUACUGAGAGGGUAGUGGAUGCAUGGAAUAGCCUUCCAGCUGAAGUGGUAGAGGUUAACACAGUAAAGGAGUUUAAGCAUGCGUGGGAUAGGCAUAAGGCUAUCCUAACUAUAAGAUAAGGCCAGGGACUAAUGAAAGUAUUUAGAAAAUUGGGCAGACUAGAUGGGCCGAAUGGUUCUUAUCUGCCAUCACAUUCUAUGUUUCUAUAUUAUAUACAUCUCUUUACUGUGAGCCCCCUAAGCUGGCCUUUCUUCUGAUGUCAGUGGGAGAUACUGGGCCAUGUGAAUUAAUGUAUUCCUUUCUACAGAUACCUGCCUGCCUCCUGGUCCUAUGAAUGUGAUGAAGAUUUAGUCCAUUUCCUGUUUGAUCACAUGGGGAAGGAGGAUGAGACCCUUGGAAACAUGAAGCAGUUUGUGGAGAGUAUCAAUGUUUCAUCGUCCACGGUAUGGGGGCUACUGGCUGCUCACUGUCAUUUUAGGACUGGGACUUGUGGACAUUAUGUAGGGGCCUGUUUAAAAGUCUGUCAAUGUGAUUCAUAAAGGUCUAAAGAAUCGUUUACAGUGGCAGCAUGGGCCAGCUGCAGCCUAGAGAGGGUGAUGAAUUUCAUAGCAAAUCCUAAGCAAGAUGUACUAAGGUGUGAUGAGGUGCGAGUGUGGAGUAUUGUCCAAUGCACUGAGCACAACUCAUUUUUAGUGCGUGCUGCAGGCACCAGGAAUGCCAUUGCUCACCUGUCUAAAUAUGACAACUCAGGUGAGCACGUUAUGUAUAACAACCUAGAUAAUUCCAUGCAGCAAGGUGAGGAGCGAUUCGAUGUGACUCCAUCUCAUAUUGUCCAAUGGAUGUACUUAAAAUCAACCACCGACAUCUAUACAAAACAUUCCUUAACUUUACUGCAGUUACUCUAUGCGCCUUUAUUGUAAGAAGGGAGAAUAUACCAGCAAGUGCUUUAUAUAGGGUAUUCCCUUAUAUCAGGCAUUUUUAGGGAACGGGCAGUGUUGGAUGACCUGUCGGUACACGGUAUUUCCCCAAGAUGCUCCCUUGAUGAAGGCGAAUUUGCCGAAACGUUGGGGGCUAUUUUUGGUAUUUGAUGCCUGUACCCUCCUCUCAUAUUUCCUGUUGUUCUUGGUGUGUAUCUUUUUGUUUAUCAGUAUACACAGAUAUCUAAUAUAGUGUUGCUCUGAAUUAGUGGUUAUACCACUUUUAUUGGAUCAUUUUUUGAUCAAUACUGUUUUUUUUUUUCCUAUUUUGACUUUAUCUGCAAUUAUUACUUGCAUAUUGGAUAGAGAUGUUUUAACAUUUCCAAUUCUUCAAUAUCUAUGCUGAUACCUGUUAUACGUGUGUUGUUUUUUGUGUAAUAAAGCUUUUUUGUGUUUUACUCAGUUGUGCUCCUCCUUCUAGUAUUAUAUGAUUAUAUGUAUAGCCUCUUGGAAAUGGGGCUUUUGGAGUGAGCACCUUGACUUUCAUUCAUUUUUCUUAUCUAAUGGUGACGACUAUUUUAUCGGGUGUGCCCACCUGCGCUUUGUUAAUGUACACAGUAUUUCCCCGGUCUUCAUCUGACGAUGGAGUUCCCAAUGUCACAGAUCAGGAUAGUAAUUUAAAUAAUGAUAUGAUGCGGGAAGUGGGCGCACUUACCAAGUGAUAUAAACAAUAUUCAUAUUUACACAAUUUGUAUUGAAACAAUUUUAUUCAGUAGUCAUGUACAUGGAAUAGUUUUAAUACAUUUUGUAUUUUGUGUUUGUUAUACAAUCAAACAACGCUGCUUAUUAAAGUAACGCUUCUUUACUAGUUAUGGUGCCAGGAGUGCCCCGUUUGAUAAUGGUUUCUAGCGGUAUUGGUCUCUGCCUCUGUGAGAGCUGGAGGUUCUCUGCUCUGAGCUAGCCACGGACAGAUAGAUUCAUUAGGGCAAAGUUUUAAAGGCAUUUUUCGUUGAUACCCACUGAAAAUCAUUUGUUCACAUGGCUAUUUACUACCAGGCAGAGGGGGCAUUGCUCUCACAUGGCUUUUAGUUUUAUUUCUCGGAGCACUUGAGUCCUCUUAAAACCACCUGUGAGUUAACUGUGACUCCUUGGAACAGACGCAGUGCUGGAGAAGUGACUCACAUUGAAUGCCCGGCCGUCACUACAUAAAUAGAUCUGUACUAUUACUUGAUUUAUUUUAGAACUUCUCUAGAAAGGUCUAGAAUACGUUGAACUGGACCAGUGACUUUGAAGCAACCUAGAUAUACCCUCAAGGAACAGAAAAAAAUUUUUCUCUUACAGAUGACAGUCUAGGCUAGUGUUUGUUCACUAAAUUCUGAAUUGCAUAGAACUUACUAGGGAAUUCCACAUUUGACACCAAACUAGCCGAUUUAAAAAAAUAGCCACAUUUGAGAAAUUCCCAUAUUGGCUAUUUUGGUCCAAUAUUUGCCAUCCCAUUUUAGUUUUCCAAGAUUCUCCGUUUAGUUCGUGUACACCUUCCUUCUUCCAGGCUUUCUAUGUGACGGUAUUUUCGUAACUCCAUGUCUGUCUGCAGAUUAUGUUAACUGGCUCUGGAUUUCGAUGGUUAAUUUUAAUCUUACUGAAGGCUCAGAUAGCUCCAGUUUUGCUGCUUCUUCCUCUGUUGGUGAAAUAAAUAAUUUUAGCAUUUUCUGACUGGUGCUCCAGUAAAUCUUAACAAAUAUCAGUAAAUAGUGCGUCACCAAUGUAUUUAAAUUAAUCAAAACUGUAAGAGCUCUGGAGUGGUAGAUGUUAUAGCAUGUAUCGUAAUUCUGGGGAAUAUAAACAAAAAAUCUCUCGUUUCCAGGAUGAAAACAAUGUGGCGUGUCUGACAGAUGGAUUCCACGAAACAUUCUGGGAAAGUGAUGGAUCCCAUGGGCAGCAUUGGAUCCAGCUCCUUAUGAAGGAAGGCACCAUCGUUAAGUAGGAACAGCUAAGUCUUACUGUUACUGUGCCAACAGCAGACCUGAUUUUAUCUGUUAAUCUGUGCAUGAGUGCCUUGCAGUGCCCGGCAUUGUGUGUCCCGCCUGUCCAACACUUCGGGGUCAAUGAGAGGAGUUAGUGCAUCAGGAAGUUCAAGUCUGUUUCCAUAUUUUAUUUUAUUUUUUAAACCAUGCCGAGCUGUCUGCAUUAUAAGCGAUCCGUAUCUAACAAAUCUGUCCUUUUAUUUAUCCUGGCGACCUAGCAGGAUGUCUCGACUUUGUGGUUAUUUCCUGAGAUCUCUUCAUUGGCUUACACCUGUAAAGAAAGCCAAGGAUAUAUAGAUCAUAUAGCUAUACUGUACGGGGCUAGGUUGCCAUUCUGUUGUUCUCCAGCUCUUAUCGAAUUUCCAUUCUCAUGAUCCUUGGCCAGAACAGGACUUUGCCAUUGGUCGACUUUUCUAAUGUAACUAAACUGUCUUUCCCCCACAGCCUCACAGCCUCUAAAAUAAGAUGCUUCACUUCAGAUGUAUCUGUGGAUUUCUCUGUUUGCAUCAUGCAUUGUGCACGUACAUCGUCAUAUUAAAGGAUUUUUUUCUAAAAAAUCUAAUGCUUCUAUUAGAUAUUCCUUGAGUAAUCUAAAAUUGCCUUUUCCCCCACUGUUAAAGGUUUAACUGUCCCUCUCUUCAUGCCCACAGGAAGCUGCUGAUUACUGUUGAUUCCACGGAUGAAAACUACAUGCCUAAACGAGUUGUGGUUUACGGUGGUGAAAGGGAGACCCUAAAGAAGAUCAGUGACGUUACCAUAGAUGAGUAAGUAUGUGCGUACUUUUCAUGCCAUACCUGGGGACAUUGAUACCCGUUCUACAACAAUUAUCGCACAGGAACUCUAUAAUUGUGAUUAUGGUUCAGCUAUCACUAUGGGCAUUCACAAAGGUAAACGGGUCAGAGUUGCCCCUUAGAUUGCUGCGAUGGUUCCCCAAGGAACUUGACAAUAUGGUAAGUUUAUUUCUAUAAUUUACUCUGUCACUCUUAUUCCUGCCUUGGCACCAGAACCGGUAUUUCAUGCAAAUCAGCUUGCAUUCCCAUGCUACUGCUAGACAAACUCCUUUAAAACAUAGGAAAUAGGGUGUUCCUCUUGAAAGUGAGAUCCUACAGUUUAAGGUUUAGGCCCACUAACUUUAAAAUAAAUAAUGUGAUGUGUUGUCACCCAUCAGUUACUCAGAGCAGCGUUCAGCUUGAGUGCACUCAAUGUCCGCACGUUAGCUGGAUAAAGCAUCUAUUUUUCUUUUCACGCGAUACAAAGAGACUGAAUUCUUCUUACUUUCUUUGUUUUCAUUAUGAAUGUAGAAGAGGUUAAUUCCUAAUUUGAUUAUUUUAACUCCGUUUAAACAUGACCAAACUAACAGUUUGUAAUUUCCUCUUUGACAGUAAUGUAAUAGGAGAUGUUUGCGUCUUGGAAGACAUGACCUGUCAUCUGCCAGUCGUAGAGGUUCGAAUUAUGGAGUGCUUCGGUAAGUGACCCUUUAUUAAUAUCACUUUAAUAACGUAAACCUUUUACUCCAUAGUGUAUGACACUCUGGCACCUUUUAUUCCCAUAGUGUAUGGCAGUCUGGGACCUUUUAUUCCCAUAGUGUAUGGCAGUCUGGGACCUUUUAUUCCCAUAGUGUAUGGCAGUCUGGGACCUUUUAUUCCCAUAGUGUAUAGCAGUCUGGGACCUUUUAUCCCCAUAGUGGAUGACAGUCUGGGACCUUUUAUCACCAUAGUGUAUGGCAGUCUGGGACCUUUUAUCCCCAUAGUGUAUGACAGUUUGGGACCUUUUAUCCCCAUAGUGUAUGGCAGUCUGGGACCUUUUAUUCCCAUAGUGUAUGGCAGUCUGGGACCUUUUAUUCCCAUAGUGUAUGGCAGUCUGGGACCUUUUAUCACCAUAGUGUAUGGCAGUCUGGGACCUUUUAUUCCCAUAGUGUAUAGCAGUCUGGGACCUUUUAUCCCCAUAGUGGAUGACAGUCUGGGACCUUUUAUCACCAUAGUGUAUGGCAGUCUGGGACCUUUUAUUCCCAUAGUGUAUGGCAAUCUGGGACCUUUUAUCCCCAUAGUGGAUGACAGUCUGGGACCUUUUAUCCCCAUAGUGUAUGGGAGUCUUGGACCUUUUAUCCCCAUAGUGUAUGACAGUCUGGGACCUUUUAUCCCCAUAGUGUAUGACAGUCUGGGACCUUUUAUCCCCAUAGUGUAUGACAGUCUGGGACCUUUUAUCCCCAUAGUGUAUGACAGUCUGGGACCUUUUAUCCCCAUAGUGUAUGACAGUCUGGGACCUUUUGUUCCUAGUCAUUCCAUCUUGCUGUUUAGCGAUUCCCAAUAUAUUCUCUGUGUCUGUAGAUGAAGGUAUCGAUGUGCGGAUCCGGGGAAUAAAAAUAAAAUCUUCAAAGGAAAGAGAUUUGGGACUCACUGCCGACAUGUUUCAACCUUCCAACCUGGUACGAUACCCACGGCUGGAGGCCACUGAUCCUGAUAUCCUUUAUCGUAGGGCUGUUAUAAUACAGAGGUAUGAUAUAUAUUUCUAAGUCUGUUACUGAUUAAAAAAAAAAACUAUUUUAGGGGGGCGUGUCCUGGACGCGGACCGGAGCAGCCGCAUGUAGCUCGAGCUCCGUGCCGCGACGGCUAAACAGGAGCCAUAAAUAACACAAAAUAGCCUCGGAUCAGACCCUGCUGCCGCCCGACGCCACAAUGUCCCAGCCAAAAAGUAAGAGGACCGGCGAGAGGGGAGAGAGGAGCAGCUUCUUUGCCUCCAGAGCAGGGCAGGGGAAGGCCUCACUCCAGGCAGAGCACCCACAAGAUGGCGCCGGAGGGGAACUGGAAACAGAGACCCAGGCUGGUGAAAAUGAAAGUGACAACCCACUGACACACAGCACUCUGAAAAAACUGCUGGAGGAAAUGUCAGAUAAGAUUGUGGGGAAAAUGGACAGCGUUAUCAAAGAUCUCAGAAGGGAACUUCAAGAUAUAGGCCGACGUACUUCACAUACAGAGGACCAAAUCUCGGAGAUGGCAGAGGCCCAUAACUCCCUAGCUGAUACGGUAGAGGGGCUGGUAACAAGACUGGAUAACCAGGACCUCAAGAUUGCGGAUAUGGAGGACCGGGCACGCCGCAACAACUUACGAGUAAGGGGAGUCACGGAAGAGGUAAAAACAGAAGACCUCACCGCCCACAUUACAGGCCUGCUGAAAGAACUGGCUCCAGACCUGCCACAAGACUUGUUCCUGUUAGACAGAAUCCACAGAACCGCCAAACCAAAAUUCCUACCAGCAGACACUCCAAGAGACAUCCUGCUACGAAUGCACUAUUAUCACGCUAAAGAAGCCAUACUUAACGCUAGCAGGCGACGGAAAGACUGGCCCACGGCCUACAGAGGGGUUACCAUAUAUGCGGACAUCUCCUCAUUCACCCUAAAGAGACGGAGAGACUUCCGAGACAUCACCACACAGCUCAGAGACAACCACAUCCCGUACAGAUGGGGCUACCCCACCAAGCUCCUGGUGAUGAGAGAGGGGAAGACCACUAUCAUCGGAACCCCGGAGGACGGCCAGCGAAUCAUGCGGGAUUGGAACAUGGAAAUUGCUCCGUCGACGGACCAGGGGAGAAACAGAGCCAAGGCCUCACAAGAAUGGAAGAAGGCGAAAAAGAGAUAAAAGACAGAGACUGUGGGUGGGAGUGCUCUACAACACCUUAAGAGCCCAAGACUACCUACCGAGAGGCAGGGUAAUGUACGACACCACAUCACACCCAUAGGGUAACUUAAAUGCUCCAGAUUGAGCAAGGGGAUAGGUGGGGGAAUCUAUACUAUAGAACAGAGGGACCAAAAGAAUUGAAAACAUAGCCUAUUAGCCCCCACCCAGACUAAAGGGUCGAACCACGUCAGCAUAACUUACCUGCCGAUUCAGAGGGGAUCAGUCAUGGGGACACCCACACGCAUUCUCUUAACAUAUACCUAACAUAGACGCAGGGGAACUGGGCCAAACUAAAGCUAUUAUAAAAAAAUAAAAUAAAAUAAUAAUAAUAAAAAAAAAAAUUUAAUAGCACAAGCAACAUGUUGUUACACACAACCAGUUUCAUUUUCCUAGGCUAUAGUCUACAGUUGGGACCUCCCAACGUGAAAAAUAGUAAUAGCCGCAGAGGGAGAGAGCUCCCAUUGGACAAGAGGUAAUGAACCUCUUCCCCCAAGGCACGACCAGGCAGUGCCUAGCCGACCUACCGGCACUAACAAGGGAUACGUAUACACAUGUAAAUAUUUUUGUUAAUGUUAUUGUUUUACUGUAUGUUGUUGUAUGCAAUGUUUAUACCCCACAAGUUUGGGGUUUUACCAACGAACAGAAGAUAGGGUUAGUGGGUAACCCAACACGAACCGCCACGCGAAUACUAGGGAGACCAAUAACAGACGAGACCACGGUCCCAGACUGUUCUACAAGCCCAACAGGGACAAUGCCCAUCACACGGGGAGCCACACUGCUCAGCUCGACACAGCUAGGGAGAGCAGGGACCCCUCAAAAUAUAGAUUACAGCGCGAGAAUUAAUAAGCACCAUUACCAUAAACCACCGUGAAGAUCUGCUCUCUUAAUGUCAGGGGCCUCAACGCACCAGUCAAAAGACACCUACUUUUCAGGGAGGCUAGAGCCCUAGGGGCAGACAUACUGUGCCUCCAGGAAACCCACUUUAAGCACAACGACCACCCACCUAUUCUUACCGCCGAUUUCCCACAUCAAUUCCACGCCACAUCACCCACGAAAACAAAGGGAGCAUCCAUCCUAAUACACAAAGCCAUCUCAUUUGCACUACACUCAGUUGACAUAGACCCGAAUGGCCGCUACAUUAUACUCACGGGGCUGUUUAAUGACAUGUUAUAUACCAUCGCCAACAUAUACUCCCCGAACACAAACCAGAGGAAUUUCUUGCAUAAAAUCCUGACCAAAAUAGACCGCAUCCAAACGGGGAUUACAGUAAUAGGGGGAGACUUUAAUCACAUAAUAGACCCACAACUAGAUACAACUCUCCCACCACACCGGAAACACCAUCGCCCCCUCAAGAGACAAUGUAGAGCCAUAGCGAAACUCCUGCAUGACCACCAUCUAUACGAUGCGUGGAGAACCACUCACCCGGUAGAAAGAGCGUACACCCACUACUCAGCGGUACAUAAUUCCUAUUCUAAAAUAGACGGCUUUCUAAUCUCAGGGUCCGCGUUAGACCAACUCCUUCAUAGUGACAUACAGCAAAUCACAUGGUCAGAUCACGCACCAGUAACCAUAGAGCUAAAAAAUAAGUACGAUUUUAAACAUCGCAGCCCGUGGAAAAUAAAUAAUUCCCUACUGAGGGAUGGUGAAUUUGUAGACUCCCUGAAGGGGAGCCUUCAAACAUAUUUCCAGACAAAUGACACAAAAGAUACCACAGACGCAACUCUUUGGCUCGCCCACAAAGCAGUAGCUAGAGGCCUAUUAAUACGUAGGGCGACGUACAUAAAAAAGACACACCAAACACAACUUAGGACAUGGCAAGCAGAACUGUAUGAGAUGAACAGACUAAACCAACACACCCCGUCUACAGAGACGAAAGCUAAGAUAGCCCAGAUCACGAAACUCAUACACCAGCAGGCGUUAGCCACAGUGACCUCCAAUAUGCAAAAGCUCAAACUAACUCAUUACGUACAGGGUAACAAAGCAAGCAGACUACUGGCACAGAGGCUAAAAACAAGACAGGCAGCUCAGAAAAUAUCUUAUCUCACAGACGAAACAGGCGCUAAAAUCUCCACUCCCAAGGGUAUAAGCGAAGUAUUUGCAAAAUACUACUCAUCACUAUACAACAUACAGGGAGACGCGCAAACAAAACACCCGACACAACUUGGUAUUGAGGAAUACCUAGAAGGGGUAAAAUUACCCAAGCUCACACCCCAACAACAGUCGGCCCUUAUUGAACCGAUAGAAAUUCAGGAGAUUAGGGACCUAAUUAAAGGCCUCCCAUCGGGUAAAUCCCCAGGACCAGAUGGGUUUGACAACCAGUACUAUAAGCAAUUCAGCACAAUACUGGCGCCCUACCUAGCCAGAAUGUUUAAGGAGGCAGCCCGCAAGGGCGAACUCCCUAAAGAAACACUGGCCGCCCACAUCGUCACACUCCCUAAACCAAACAAGGCCCCGACAAUUCCGCAAAACUUUCGACCCAUCUCCCUCCUCAAUACAGAUGCGAAGCUGUUCGCCAAACUAUACGCAAACAGAUUGGGAAAAAUACUACCACACAUAAUCCACAAUGACCAAGUGGGCUUCAUCAAGGGAAGACAGGGGGCGGAUAAUACCAGGAAGGUUAUUAACAUCCUCCACCACCUGAAAAAUCGGCGACGGGGGGGACUGAUGGUCUCCCUCGACGCCGAAAAAGCCUUUGACCGCCUCCAUUGGGGGUUUCUUAGAGCAGUGCUGCACAAGUUCGAGAUCCCCUCGGGGUUUGUGUCGGUGGUACAGGCCCUAUAUAGCAAGCCCUCAGCAAGAGUAAUUAACGCAGGAUUCCUGUCCGAACCGUUCCAACUCACGAAUGGCACGAGGCAGGGCUGCCCCUUGUCCCCCCUGUUAUAUGUCCUAGCGCUGGAGCCGCUGGCGAUCAAAAUACGGGAAAACACUGCGAUCCACGGUUUGGAGAUAGGAGCUAGAGAAUACAAAACAAAUUUGUUCGCUGAUGACAUACUCCUCACACUUACACAACCGCACAUAUCACUACCAAAUCUCCUGCAGGAAAUAGAAAGAUAUGGGGAGCAAUCAUACUACAAAUUAAAUGUCAUGAAAACCCAAGCUAUGGGGAUAGGGAUACCACAUCACACCAUAGACCACCUAAAACUCUCAUUCCCAUUAGACUGGAGAGAGGACCACCUCACGUUUCUGGGUCUACGGAUCCCAAAGACUCCACAAGGUCUGUUGGACCUUAACUAUGGCAAACUACAGGGGGAAAUAAGCGACACACUGAAGAAAUGGGAAGACAAAUAUAUGUCAUGGGUGGGGAGACUGGCGGCAGUGAAGAUGAUGCUCCUACCAAAAUUUCAAUACUUAAUUAGAACUCUACAGAUCCCCCUACCAAACACAUACUUGAGACGGCUGCAAAGCACCAUCACUAACUUCGUUUGGGCACACAAAAAAAUACGUGUAGCCACGAAGAUUCUCACUAGAACCCUAGCUCAGGGAGGGUUGGGAAUGCCAGAGCUACAGAGGUACUACAGAGCGGCACUAAUGACCACAGCCCUACAAACACACACUGCCCAAAACCCACCACAAUGGAUAGAAAUGGAAUCAACCUGGUCCUGUCCCAAAGGUCUUAAAUACCUCCUCUGGGUACCACACAGGCUACGCCCACCCCUCCCAGAAAUACCAGCAACCACUGAUAUCCUAUUGAAAACCUGGGAUAAAUCUAAGCCAAAACUUGGAUACAACACCGACUGGGCGCUGGCCACUCCCAUAUACAGCAUACAUUUAGCAUACCCUGCUUUUGACCACCGUACGUGGUUGGCAAAAGGAUGUACCCUAGUUCGACACCUGUACGGGCAGGGACAACUGAGACACUUCCCAGACCUACAAGUAGAAUACGACCUGCCACAAAGAAUGAUAUUUUCAUACUUGCAACUAAAGGGAAUAUUAACACACGACACCUCCCUAAACAUACCGCAACAUACACAAAGUGUAGACAGAGCAUGUAUAUCGAUGACCAUGCCUAAGAAACCACUCUCGCUACUAUAUGCUCUGCUCAGUGACUCCAACCAACAACUACAGACAGACAAUUUUAGAGACGCAUGGCACAGUGACAUAGGUACAAUAUUCACAGAUGACCAAUGGACCCUGGCUUUUACGGCCCAUAAAGGCAGAUCCAGAUGCGCAUCACACCUAGAGCUCAUGCGCAAGAUACAAUAUAGAUGGUACCUGGUGCCAACGAGACUGGCGACCAUUUACCCUAACUCCUCCAAACUAUGUUGGAGAUGCUUAGCAGGAGAGGGCACAAUGUACCACAUUUGGUGGACCUGCCCAAGGCUUAAGGAAUACUGGAACAUGGUGGAGGCAACAGUUAAGGGAGCGUUGAGAGUCGAUACUAAGCUAAGACCAGAAUGUGCCUUACUAUUUAUAACACUGGACUCCCAUCCAAAACCACAAGCGAGCUUAUUAUUUCACAUCUUAACAGCAGCAAACCUCUUGUUAGCAAGGAGGUGGAAACAGACACAGACACCCACUAGGUCUGACCUGAUAGAACAGACGUCACUCAACCUGACCUACGAAAUAGGGACUAGUCAACAGUUCCACCCAGCAAAACAUAUCAUACAAGCCAAAGAGGAGUGGGAAACCUACAUAUCACAGACUGGGGAGGGGAUAUAGAUAAAAAAAAAAAAAAAGAGGCUGGACUUAGAGACACCAGACGGAGAGUGCAAGACGAACAGGGCGACCACUAGAAUAGAGGCCUAGAGCAGGAGGCCCCCACAAAAGACCAAGAUAUCUGGGAAUUGCCCAAACAAUACACCAGCGCGAAGACGUCGCGGAAUAUGAACCCACAAUGUACAUAGUUCGAGGGGUAAAGACCCAAGCACCACGCUGCAAAUAACAAAUGAAGCAUGACAAUGAAACAAGAGCAGUACGGGCAUGGUGCCGGGUCCACACACCCUCCUCACCCCCCCUCCAUACCCACCUCUCCUAAUCCCCCCCCAAACUGAGGCGACAACUACUAGCCAAAGGGUAUGCAAGAUAGGAGAGAAUACCACAGGUUGAAUGGAUGGACCCCGACCCACCCCACUAGUAACAAAACUCCACCAUAUAAGACCAAGUUCGUUAGGACUGUCUAACAUGUAUAAAUAUGAAGAUGACUAAUGCACACUAACCGCUUACCCUCCCCUUCUUCUUUUCUGUACCCCCCACUAUAUUAUACGCAUUAACAAUACAAACAUGAGAAGAAGAAGAAAAAAAAAAAAAAAAACGUAAUGGAGUGGGUCCUCCACCACUAGACAGGAAUGCUCCUAGACAAAGACCACUAAGCGACCAACUGUAUAAGACGUACAUCAGAAAAACACAUAAAUAUGCCUAGUAUGUCAAAUGAAUAAUUAAUACUACAACACCUCCUCUGUAUCAUUUAUUGUGCAUGUAUUAAUGUUUACCCCAUCCCACUUUUCCUUCUGUACCCCAACAUCCUAUGAAAAACAAAUAAAAAUUGUCAAAUUGAAAAAAAAAAAAAAACUAUUUUAACGCAUAAUUAUUAUUAUGCUUUGGAGAGAGUUCAGAGAAGGGCUACUAAACUGGUUCAUGGAUUACAGGAUAAAACUUACCAGGAAAGGUUAAAUGGGCCGAAUGGUUCAUAUCUGCCGUCACAUUCUAUGUUUCUAAUACAGAGGUAGAACAUGGCAAAUCGUGCCCAUGGCAGGUUUAUGUUUAUGUAUUUAUAGAUAUAAUCUGUAGUCUGUGCUGGUCAGAUCCGCUAUCAGGUGUAUAGAUUACAUACAUUUCCCUAAAGAUCACAUCCAACAGGCGUCCUCAAUAUAUGUGAUUCCCAACAACAAAUUCUGUUAACACUCUACACAGUGACUAAUAUGUGAAAAACUAUAGCAACUAAGUGUAUUUAUUUUUUAAUUAUACUCGCAUGCGUUUUCUUUUUUCCAAGGUAUAUGUAAAUAUAAAAAUGAAGAAACUUCGUUUAAUACCAUAAAAACAAUGUAUUCUGUAAAUCCUACUGUUACAUAAUGCAUAGCGUGUAUCUAAAUCUUUAAAUGACAAACAAAGAGAAAUGGCGACUAUUGUCUGCAGAAACUACACUGAAUAAAAAGCAGAAUGUCUGUUCGUGAUACCCACUACAAUAAAGUAUAGGCAGAGAAUAAAUAAAUUAAACGGCUUGGCAGUAAAGACUAUGAAUGUCAACAUACAUCCUGAGAACAGUCUGUCUAGCUAGAGAGAGUUGCGUUUUAAAAUCUAAGGCUAUCUCACUGUCUCUGUGUUUCACAGGUUUGUGAAGCUCCUGGAUAGCGUUUUGCAUCAUCUUGUUCCUGCCUGGGAUCACAGCAUUGGUACAUUCAACCGGCUGAAGGUAAGACGAUGCCGAGCUAACUGCAAAAUGCAUAGGGGAAGGCGGGUAGUAUAUAGCCAGUCAUUCUUCUGCUUAUAACAAUCCUCUCUAAUACAACACAAUAUCCUUUCUAAUACAAUAAAAAGUAAAUAAAGGAACGUAUUAUCACUCAUAUCUUACUGUUUAUCCCUGAAACAUGGUUCAUACAUCGAACAUUGCCUCCCCUGGGCUCCAUCCUGCCCCUAACCCUCUCCUAGAACCCAUGUAGUGGGUGAUCAGUUUGCAGCUCAUCUUCUGUAGCCAAAUAAAACAAUGAUUAUCUUUAACAAGCCACCUUGUGGCUAAGAGUCUGAGAGUUGUAGUCCUCUUUGAUGUUGAUCUGGACAUUCUGCAUGGAAUGCUAUUUGUUCAAACUGUUUAGCCAGUUCCCUGGUAUUCCUUUCUUUUCUUUCAGGACUUAUCUUUCAGUAUGUCAAUUUACCAUCCAUUCUGUCUCAGUAUUGUUAGGUCUCCUUUAUGAGUACACCUAGUGUUAGUAUUGCAGUUGCAAGAAAAAGUAUGUGAACCCUUGUGAUAUGGAUUUCUGCACAAAUUGGUCAUAAAAUGUGAUCUGAUCAUCAUCUAAGUCACAACAAUAGACAAUCACAGUCUGCUUAAACUAAUAACACACAAAGAAUGAAAUGUUGCCAUGUUUUUAUUGACACACCAUGUAAACAUUCACAGUGCAGGUGGAAAAAGUAUGUGAACCCCUAGACUAAUGACAUCUCCAAGAGCUAAUUGGAGUGAGAUGUCAGCCAACUGGAGUCCAAUCAAUAAGAUGAGAUUGGAGGUGUUGGGUACAGCUGCCCUGCCCUAUUAAAAACACACACCACACCAGUUCUGGGUUUACUUUUCGCAAGAAGCAUUGCCUGAUGUGAAUGAUGCCUCGCACAAAAGAGCUCUCAGAAGACCUACGAUUAAGAAUUGUUGACUUGCAUAAAGCUGGAAAGGGUUAUAAAAGUAUCUCCAAAAGCCUUGCUCUUCAUCAGUCCACGGUAAGACAUAUUGUCUAUAAAUGGAGAUAGUUCAGCACUGCUGCUACUCUCCCUAGGAGUGGCCGUCCUGUAAAGAUGACUGCAAGAGCACAGCGCAGACUGCUCAGUGAGGUGAAAAAGAAUCCUAGAGUGUCAGCUUAAGACUUACAAAAGUCACUGGCAAAUGCUAACAUCCCUGUUAGCGAAUCUACAAUACGUAAAACACCAAACAAGAAUGGAUUUCAUGUGAGGAUACCACAGAGAAAGCCACUGCUGUCCAAACAAAACAUUGCUGCACGUUUACAGUUUGCACAAGAGCACCUGGAUGUUCCACAGCAGUACUGGCAAAAUAUUCUGUGGACAGAUAAAACCAAAGUUGAGUUGUUUGGAAGAAACACACAACACUAUGUGUGGCGAAAAAAAGGCACAGCACACCAACAUCAAAACCUCAUCCCAACUGUGAAGUAUGGUGGUGGGGGCGUCAUGGGGCUACUUUGCUGCGUCAGGGCCUGGAUGGAUUGCUAUCAUCGAAGGAAAAAUGAAUUCCGAAGUUUAUCAAGACAUUUUGCAGGAGAACUUUAGGCCAUCUGUCUGCCAGCUGAAGCUCAACAGAAGAUGGGUGUUGCAACAGGACAAUGACCCAAAGCAUAGAAGUAAAUCAACAACAGAAUGGCUUAAACAGAAGAAAAUACACCUUCUGAAGUGGUCCAGUCAGAGUCCUGACCUCAACCCGAUUGAGAUGCUGUGGCAUGACCUCAAGAAAGCGAUUCACACCAGACAUCCCAAGAAUAUUGCUGAACUGAAAGAGUUCUGUAAAGAGGACUGGUCAAUAAUUACUCCUGACCGUUGUGCACGUCUGAUCUGCAACUACAGGAAACGUUUGGUUGAAGUUAUUGCUGCCAAAGGAGGUUCAACCAGUUAUUAAAAACGGUUCACAUACUUUUUCCACCUGCACUGUGAAUGUUUACAUGGUGUGUUCAAUAAAAACAUGGCAAGAUUUCAUUCUUUGUGUGUUAUUAGUUUAAGCAGACUGUGAUUGUCUAUUGUUGUGACUUAGAUGAUGAUCAGAUCACAUUUUAUGACCAAUUUGUGCAGAAAUCCAAAUCAUUCCAAAGGGUUCACAUACAUUUUCUUGCAACUGUAUAUGAUCUAAUCUAAUGUCUGGUUAUACUUAGAAAUGUCUUUAUCUUCAUUCAUGCUCUCUGUCUCCAUAUCCAGUAUAUCAAACAGUUUCUCCUGCUGUCCAAGCGCCGCUCUCCGUUAAUUACACAAUGCUUGAAGGACUCUGAAACCAGUAAACCCAACUUCAUGCCGAGACUGUACAUCAACCGCCGGCUGGCCGUGGAGCACCGCGACAAUCCCCUGCUGGACCCCACUUAUAAGAAGACAGUUUUUAGUCAGGUGAGCUAAGGAUGCAACAGCUGAAACUUAGUAUCAGGGUAACUGCUCGACUAGAUGGGUGCAUUAUACACGUCUUCGCAGACUUCAAUAAAAAAUAAACCUGAUCAAUUUUCUUUAAACCAGCAUCCAAUGAUUAGCUACUCUCUACUACCAUUCCCAUACAAGCACAGGGUUAGGAGAACUUGUAUAUUCUAUGUGGAGAACAAAUGAUGAGAUUAUACAUUUUUUUUUUUUUUGUAAAUAUAUGUUUAUUGGCACAUUUCGUGUACAGAAAGAAAAAGGCAUAGCAUUGAGACUCGCAGGUCUCCGUUGUUGUCUUGCGGUGUGUUUACAGAGCAAUUGCCAGCACAUUGAGACUCGCAGGUCUCCAUUAAUUUAACCAUGAAUAUAGAACUGUGUAAAAUGACAAACGUGAAAAACAUGUUGACCGGUCCAUUUCUGUGUCUUGCCCUUCCGCAUUUACACUCUUUCUUAUAUAUUUUUGUACAGUUGCAUGUUCUGUUGGGCUCGUAUGCCCGCGAUUACGUCAGUCCCACAAGUCCCUUGUGAAUGUUGCGUGUGUGUGUAUGUCUCCGUUACUCGUGCCUGUUUGUGAGAGUGUCGCGUGACAGCCAGGGUCCUAUGAUCCGCCUCUCUCACCCCCUCCCCUCCUCGGGAUGCCCUAUUUAGUUGAGGUGGUCUCCUCGUCUAUGUGACAGGGCCUCCCUUGUCUUUUUGUGUGUUUGUUGGGCCUUCUAGUGUCGUUUAGCCCCUGUUGCCGGAGGUAGACCUGCCCCUGUGUGGCUGUCUUCCCCUCUCCUCUCUGGGUUUGUAGCCUCCUGCAGCUAGCUAUGUGGUGGUAGUUAUGUCAUGUUAGUAAAUUCGGGGUCUGUUGUCUUCAGGAUCCAAUGUGUCCAAGUGUUAAGGUACACUUGGAAUGUAUCGUGAGCUUUGUGGUGGAGCUCCUCUAGUGAUCUCAAUUCUUCCAUUUGCGUAAACCAAACUCUCACAGGGGGGGUGACCUGUGUUUUCCAAUACUGUGGUAUGAUCAUUUUGGCCGUGUUCAGUAUGCGAAUAGUAAGUGACCUCUUAUAAGCUGUUCGAGGGGUUUUAGUGUGGUGUAAGAGCAUGACUGCUGGGUCAAAUGGGACUGGGUCGUCUGUAAACUUUGUCAGUAUUUUGUGAAUCUCAGACCAGAAUGGGGCUAUCUGUUUGCACGCCCACCAAAUGUGUAAGAGUGUGCCUCUGCCCUCCCCGCAUCUCCAGCACUGUGGGGGGUGGGAUGGAACUCGGGCAUGUAGUGACUCAGGAGUGUGGUACCAGUGUGUCAGUAGUUUAUAUGCCGUUUCCUGUGUCUUGCUGUAGCUAGAGCAGUGAUGUGUUAAAUAGCAGAUUUUCUCCCAUUCCACUUUGUCAAAGGUCUGGCCCAGUGCCGCCUCCCACUUCCCCAUGAACCGUGGUUGGGCAAUUGGUGUGAGUGUUAUUAGUAGGGUGUAUAGUGCCGAUACCCCAUGUGCUAGUGGGUUGGGUUCCAGGCAUAGAUUCUCGAAGGGAGUGGUGGCCCUAUGUAGUGCCGGUCCCUGCGGGAGGGAUGUAAUGUAACUCCGGAUCUGUUUGUAUUUGAGGCGUAUUAGGAAAGUGUGUUCUUCAUUCCCCCUCAGAUCCUUGAGUGUCUUUAUGCCGUCAGUGGUUUGUAUGUGUCUAAGUCUGGGUAGCGGGUCCUGUAUUAGGUCUUUAAAUGCGUUGGGGUCCAUCCCCAGCAUGAACUCAGGGUUGUGUGUCAGGGGUAUUAAUGGUGACGGGUAUGAUGUUAGGCCAUGUCUCCCUUUGGAGCGGUGCCACUCCCUUAAGGUUGCCCUCGUGUAGGGGGACUGAGACCCUUCCCCCGUCUGGGCCCCGGGUGGCAGCCACGGUAGGACUUCUACCGGGACGCCCGCCUCGUGUUCCUCCACUUGCUUCCACUGUUUUUGUGUUCCCGUUUUUGUCCAUUCCAUGAUUCUCAUGAGAUGGCAUGCUCUAUAGUAUAGGUUGAAGUCUGGCAGUGCCAGUCCCCCCCUGUCUUUUGGUUGUGUGAGUAGUGUGUGGCGCAGCCUGGGCCGUUUCCCGUUCCAGACAUAUUUGAUGAGGGCUGAGCGUAAUGUGGUGAAGAACGCUCUGGGGACCGUUAUGGGUAUGGUUUGGAACAAGUAGAGAAGGCGUGGUAGAAAGUUCAUCUUCACUACUUGUAUCCUGCCUAGCCAGGAGAUAUGUGGGUAUGCCCACUCCUGCAUCUCCAAGUGCAUCUUCUCAUGCAUUACUGUGAAGUUUUCCUUAUAUAGAUCCCCUUCCCGUUUUGUUAGCCAGAUGCCUAGGUAUUUAAUUUUAUGUGUUGCCCAUUGGAAGGAGUAGUGUUGGCGCAUGGGUUCUGCUCUGCGUUCUGGGAUGUUAAUGUUAAGUAUAAAUGAUUUGGAGAGGUUUAUUUUAAAAUUGGAGAGUCUGCCGAAGUCCUGGAAUGCCUUCAGUAUAUUGGGGAGAGAGAUUUCUGGGUUAGUUACGUAAAACAACAAGUCAUCAGCAUAUGCUGCUGUUUUGUGGUGUGUCGUUCCUGUCUGCAACCCCGUGAUGUCCAUGUUGUUCCUAAUGGCCACCAGCAGGGGCUCCAGAGCUAGGACGAAGAGGAUCGGGGACAAGGGGCAACCCUGGCGCGUGCCGUUCCGUAUGUCGAACGGCUCUGUCAGGGCUCCAUUAACUACCACCUGCGCGGAAGGUUGCUGGUAUAGCGCCUCUAUCCAUCCCCUGACACCUGGGCCCAGCCCGAGGUGGGUCAGGGUCUGGAAGAGAUAUUUCCAUCCCACCCUGUCGAAGGCCUUCUCCGCAUCCGUGGAUAGCAGGAGAAGGCCUUCCCUGGCCCGCCUUUUCCCGUGUAUCAGUGUGAGGGUGCGUAUUGUGUUGUCACGUGCCUCCCUCCCCAUCACAAAUCCCACCUGGUCAGGGUGCACCAGGUUGGGCACAUGCAUCUGCAGUCUGGUCGCCAGGAUUUUGGCUAAUAGUUUUAAGUCGUUAUUUAUGAGCGAGAUGGGGCGGUAACUUCCGCAUCGCUCCCUAUCCCUGCCCUCCUUAGGGAGUACCGUGAUGUGCGCUGCCUGGGAUUGCCUAGGGAAGUGGUGUCCCUCUUUGAUAGCGUUGAAUGUCAGUGUGAGUGGGGUGUAUAGGAUGUCUGCGUACGCCUUGUAAUAACAGAGCGGCAGGCCGUCUGGGCCCGGGCUUCUGCCGGGUUUUGUUUGUUUCACGGCUGCUGCUAUUUCCUCCUGUGUUAUCUCCCCGUCUAGGGACUCAGCAGUGUCCCUGUCUAGGGUGGGCAUCGAGUGUGCGGUCAGAUAUUCUGCAAUGGAGUCUGUUAGGCGUAAGUCCGCCCGGUGGUCCUGUGGCCUUGGGAGAGCGUAUAGGUUUUCAUAGUACGCCCGUAUGACUUCCUGUAUCUUCCGGGGUAGUCUGUGUAGUGUAUUUGUGUCGUCCCUAAUCCUGUCAAUGUAUGUCUGUUGCCGACGUUUGGUCAGCAUGCGUGCCAGCAGCCUGCCACUCUUAUUGCCAUGUAAGGCAAAAAACGCCUUGUGUCGCAACGCGUCUCGGUGGUACCUGGACUGGAGUAUUUUAGUGAGUUCCCUUCGCAAUGUGAGCAGUUGUCCUUGCAGUUCAGGUGUCUGUUUAUUUUUGUUAAGUGUGUCUAGCUCCCGUAUUUUCGUCAGUGUGUUGUUCAUGGCCGCUUCCCUCUGUUUUUUCAUGGUAGCGCUCUUUUGGAGGAAAUGACCUCUGAUCACGCUCUUAUGUGCCUCCCACAUGAUGGUUGGGGAGGUGUGGUCUGGUGUGUUUAUGGCGAAGUAUUCUCGGAGAAUUGCUCCGAUGUCAUUUUUAACCUCCGGUACUGAGAGGAGGUAUUCGUUUAGGUGCCACUUGGCCACUUUAGGUCUGUAGAGUGGGGACAUUAGCUUGAGGGUUACGGGGGCGUGGUCUGACCAUGUUGCUGUGCCAUGUUCCACCUGUGUGACUAGUGGUAGGUGAUGAUGUGUGAGUAGGAAGUAAUCUAUUCUGGUAUAUGUGUUGUGUGGAUGUGAGAAGUACGUAUAAUCCCUCUCAUCCGGGUGGUGUGCUCUCCAGCUAUCUACCAAUUUGUAUUUGGAUAUGAGAGUUUUGAGUGCGGUCAAGUGUUGUGUUGGGAUAUGUGAUCUACCUGUGGAUGAGUCCCAUUUCGGGUCCAAUGCUAAGUUAAGGUCCCCUCCUACCACCAGGAUUCCCUCCGCGAACUCCUGUACCCUGCGAAGGAUUCCUGACAGGAAUCUAUAGUGUCGUUGGUUGGGAGCAUAUAUAUUGGCAAAUGUAUACAUUUGUCCCGCUAUCGUGCCUUUGACAAGGACGUAUCUGCCUUCCCGGUCUGUCUGUAGUCCCUGCUCCUGAAAGGGUGUUCCCCUAUGAAUUAGUAUCGCCGUUCCCCGUGUCUUCCCCCCCUGGUAAUCACUAUAAUAUCCUAUGGGAUAGUGAUGGUUUUGUAACUUCGGCCUUGCCCCUUCCCUAAAGUGUGUCUCUUGGAUAUAUACAAUGGAGGCCCCUGUAGCGUGAAAUUCUUUGAGGGCUGACGACCGCUUUUCGGGUUUGUUUAGACCCCUUGCGUUUAUGGUGACUAUAGUGAGGUUAGCUGGUAUUAGCGUCAUAUUUUGAGGGGUGUCUGCAGGUCCCAGACCCGGGCUGUCCCGCGAUUGGGGCUGUGGUCUAGUGUGAGUGUGUAUACGGAUGUGUCCGUGUGUAUCCGCCGCGCGUGCAGCGUUAAGGUAUCCGCGUCUGGGCAGCCGGGUAGGCCGCUCUUAACUUUGGCGCUCAACCCUUAUGGGGGUGGAGGGAAUACCCAGGCCCUUGGUCUGGUCUAUUCGUGUGUGAGUGACUUACGUCUGACGUCUCGCCCUGCGUGGCUCCGCUUGUGAAUGUGCAUUUAAUGUGCAACUUCGCCUAGAACAAGUGUGGCAUCUUUACUGCUGUGGAAACUUGGUUGGUGCAACCGUGUUUUCAACUGUAAAUCAACUUCCCGGUGAAAGAGAAAAACACCCCCCCCCCAAACCUAUAUACAUGUGCAAGCGAACCCAGUUGGUUAUCCCGUGCCUCAUGGCAUGGUUCCCUUACUGCCAUCCCCCUUGGUGCUGAGUGGGAAGUAGCCGUCCGGCCAUCCCCCUUGAGUGCAUGGAGCCCUACGUGGCUUCCCUCCCAGGACCUGCUCAUUUUGCCUCCCUACCCGGGGUGUCAUCCCGGUGUUUGUGUGUGUGUGUGGUUGUCUUGUCCCCCUGUUACCCAGUCCCUUCCUGCGCCUGUGUUCUCUGUCUCCUCCUCCUCCUCCUCCUCCUCCUCCUCCUCCUGGAUGUCUGGGCGAGACGGAUCGCCGUGCCCCCACCUGCUCCAAGUGUGGUCAUCACAGGUUUAUCAAGGGGAGCACGGAGGUCCGUGUCGACCGUCCUCCAUCCAUCCACAAGUACCCCUCCCCCGCAGUUACUCUGAACCUUCCCAGUUGCUUUGGUCUGAUGCCUUCCCCCCCCGAUCAACAUUUUGCAUGUCCUGAUAGGUGAGCUUUGGUAUGGUUAGUCCCUCGGGCCGGGUAAACCCCCGGGUAAUAUACUUGCGUGUGCUCCGUGGGCUUAUGCUAAUGUUAGUCCUCUCUUUCCUGGAACGGGCUCCCCGAAAUGUUCUUUAGUGGGACUCUUGGGGGCUUGGCUGGGGGUGCAACAUUUCCUGCCCUCUGGUCAGAGUCCUCUCGGGCCUGUCGCCUGUUUGCGGGUGGUCCGCGGGAGCUGGGUGUCCGCCGUGCAAGUCUCCGGUCCAGGGGCCGGAGUGUAUAGAGCCAGAGGAUCUGGCCACUGCAGUGGAGCCGGUGUGAUGUGCAGCUCCCUCCCGAGGGCGGUCAUGUCGGCCUCUGUCUUCACUAGAAAGGAGCCUUUGUGUGUGUGUACCAGCAGCCCUGUCGGGAAGCACCAACGGUAUUUGACUCUGUUCGUCUGUAGCUGUCUGGUGAACGGGCGCAGUGCCCUACGGUACGCCAGGGUGGCGGGGGAGAGGUCCGGGUACAGUUGGAUCUCUGCCGAACCCAGGUACACCCUACCCUCCUCUCUGGCCUUCCUCAGGAUAUCUUCCUUCUGCUGGAAAUUUGCCAAGCAGCAUAUGGCAUCUCUUGGUUGGCUUCCCGGGGGGCCUUUCGGUCUGAGGGCCCGGUGUGCUCUCACCAUCUCCAGGGGUUCCCGUGGUGCGCGGCCCAGCAGCUGAUUGAAGACUGUUUGUAAGGUAGCUUGGAUUGGGGCGUCGUCGUCUACUUCCUCUGGGAUCCCCCGGACCCUGAUGUUCUGCCUCCUCCCCCUGUUAUCGAGGUCCUCUAGGUGUUGUGCCAUUUGUUGCAUCUGCUGGGUGGCCCGCCUCAGGAUCCCGGUGUUGGCGGACUGAGCCGCUUGCACGUGGUCAUGAUUUGCCUCCAGUUGGGAGAUCCUCUGGCUUAGGCCGCAGCAUUCUUCCCGCAUGGCUUGGAGUUCCUCCGUGAUGGAGGCGCGGAGGCUGUUGUUUGCCUCCAGCAGGUCAGUUUUAGUGGGCAGAUUUCGGAGCAUGUGCAUUAGAUCCGGGUGGGAGUCGGUGGGGUACAGUAUAGGCGUCUCGGCCAGGGACUCUUCCCCACACAGUGAAGGCGACGCUCCCCCUCCCGAGGCCAUCGACUCUUCUGAGGCCUGUGUCUCCCUGUCCGCCGGUGUCGCUAGGAAGCGCCUCAUGGAUGGAGUUGCGCUCCCCCUCGGGGUGUUUGUUGGCUUUGGGGCUUGUGAUGCCCGUUGUGAUUUGCCCAUUUUCGGGGCAAUUAGGUGCGCUAGGCGGUGGGGUGCUUGGAGCCUUACAGGGAGCUCAGACUUUACGCCGCCAUCUUCCUCGGCUUCCAAGCCACGCCCCCCGAGAUUAUACAUUUUAAGUCAAAGUAACCAGUAUGGAAAAAUAGCUGAAUUGGAGAAUUUUCCAUAAUUCUGCAAUUUUGGUAUAAAAUAUCCACUACUUUUUGUCAUUGCUCCACAAUUCCCUGUUUAUUGAAUAAAUGUAAUAAAUGUUGGAAUAAUGUUUUUGGGUGGAAAUAAAGAGUUUAAAUGGACACUAUAGUCACCAAAACAACUUUAGCUUAAUAAAGCCGUUUUGGUGUAUAGAACAUGUCCCUACAGCCUCACUGCUAAGUUCUCUACCAUUUAGGAAUUAAAUCACUUUGUUUAUUAACCCUAGUCAUACCUCCCUGCAUGUGACGUGCACAGCCUUCCAUAAACACUUCCUGUAAAGAGUCAUCUAAAGUUUAUGCUUCCUUUAUUGCAAGUUCUGUUUAAUUAAGAUUUUCUUAUCCCCUGCUAUGUUAAUAGCUUACUAGACCGUGCAAGAGCCUCCUGUAUGUGAUUAAAGUUCAAUUUACAGAGAGAGAUACAAUUGUUUAAGGUAAAUUACAGCUGAUUGAAAGUGAAACCAGUUUUUUUCUUCAUGCAGGCUGUGUCAAUCAGAGCCAGGGGAGGUGUGGCUAGGGCUGCAUAAACAGAAACAAAGUGAUUUAACGCCUAAAAGGCAGUGAAUUGUGCAGUGAAACCUGAGAAGCAUGAUCUACACACACAAACUGCUUCAUUGAGCUAAAGUUGUUUAGGUGACUAUAGUGUUCCUUUAAUGUUCUCGCUGUACUGAGGGUUACAGUCACUGAAAGCAUUAGCAGGCUGUGAUUCAUGCAGAGACUUAUUCACUAAACAUCAGAUAGUAGUGAACUGACAUCCAAAUCUCCUAAUUUAGGCUGAAAUAGCAGAUUUAAGAAAACUACUUACUCUGCUUAUUCUGGCUUGGUUAAAAUUUAGCCUAACUUUACAAUUCAGCUUUCAGUUCACUGGAGAUCAUUAAAUUGCACUUUGUUUUGUGUCUGGAAUAAAUGUCAGUGUUUUUGUAGUUAAGUAACUUUUUCCAUGUUUGCUCUCCUUUUAAUCCAGGUGUAUGAAGGUCUGAAACCCACCGAUAAAUCAGAGAAGCCCUUGGAUUACAGGUAGAUAUUUAAAGUGUAUGUCUGUGAACUCCUAGUCUUCAGUUUGGACAGGUACUUCUGUGUUAAGUAUAUAUAUUGAUAACAGAGGAGUAUAGCUGAUAAUCUACAGAAAUAGUGUAAUACUGUAAAUAAACAAUAAAACUGCGCCAAUAUAAACUGAACUCACAAGAUGUAGAUCGAUAAAAUCACCUUAGGGUGCCUCCCCUUAGAUGUCCAGAGCUCCCUCUUAGCUGGUUGGUGGUAUCGCCACAAUAUGGAAGUCCAGACUUAGGAGACGGUAUAAAAUAAUCUGCUUUAUUGUACAAGUAUGAAAGAUAAAAAACAAAUGUGGUCCUACUCGUUUCGUCUUAUGUAAGACUUCCUCAGGGACCCAGUAAUAAAAAACAAAUGUUUACAUAUAAAAUAUCCUAACAAAAGGACAAAAUAGCAGCAAGUUAUUACUUUAUUUGACAUUAUUUUUUUAGAAGUGUUGGAUUAGACACACUCUGUCCUUUUUUUGCUACAUACUGCUUGUAAGGAAACCAAGUAUAUUUAAACCUCAUUCAUUAGUUUCCUCCCGAACCGCCAGAGCCUUAGUGAUUAUAGCCCUCCGUUCGGUAGAUAGGGUAGACUAAUCCUAUAGUAAUUCCAAUAGCUUCACAAGAUAAUUCCCUUAGUGAAACACACGAAUCCCCAAACAUCAGCCGAAGUCAAGAAGAAGGGUACAAAAUGAACUAGCCUUUAAUGGGUGCACACGGCUUUUAUGCACUCAGGGAGGGACAAACAAUAACCAAUCACAACCAGUAAAAUGUUAACACACACCUACAGUUCCCUCCCCUAGCCCAGGAGAUAAUUUAGUCUGAUAAAAUGUUAACUUAAUUAUCUCCGGGCUGAAAAAUCACAUUUUUCCCCAAUAACUGGAACACCCCUUUAUACUUGAGGUAUCCCCAUAAAUUAUAUGUCCCCUGAUAGCCCUGAUCUGGGUGACCAACAUAUCCGAAUUUCACCCAGAUCGGUUCAGGGGUUCGCAAAAACUAUGGAAGUCUCUUGUGACCGGCUCACCCUGGGCUGUAUGCCCAAAACAGUUCCAUGAAUUUGGUGGGUUUUGCCGGUCACUUUCGAAAAAGCAGAAAAACGAACAAAGUACCGAAUGGUUCCCUCUGACUCCUAGCAGCGUUCGUGCCCCUCUGUCGAAUACACCAAAGUACCGAAUAGCGCUCUUCUAGCUCUUCUGUAAAUAGAGUUCCGGUGUUCGGGAAGUCGUGUGUCCGUUUUUAGUUCCAUGCACUUGACGACCAGGUCCCGGUGCCUUUGUUCGCAUGAACAAAAAUGGCCGCGGUUUUCUCUGCCACGUGGCGUUCGACUGACGAACGCUGGCCACACAGACAGAGGAAGCAAUUUCACCCAAACUUUGAUGUUUAACGAGCCAGAGGGGUGGUCUUUGUUCGGUAGUUCCAUCUACCGAAUGCAAUGGGCAUAAGUAGGGUAACAAAAAGGGAAUGCAAAGAGUAUAUACAAUAUAACAAAAAGGGUGUUUCUUCACACUGCUGUGUUAAGCCCCAAAGAUAUAGAGAGCUUAAUAUCCAUCAGAUGUUUGGAGACUAAAGUGUCUGGAAUGUGUAUAUCCCUGAUAUCAAUGUGCAAGGCCCAUAUGUUUGCACACAUUCUGAUGUCAGUUUCUGUAACUUCCUAGGUGGCCUGUACGCUACGACCAGUGGUGGGAGUGUAAAUUUAUUGCCGAAGGCAUCAUUGAUCAAGGUAAAUUGUUAGUUUUGUGUCCGUGUGCACAUACAUCCUCACACACGCGAUAUUCCAUUUUGUUAAAGUCUACCAUAUCCUCACCUGACACCUGUUCAUGCAGUGAUUCCUUAAUUAUUCUCCAUGCUGUAGGUAGUCGAGCACUUAUACUGGCAGACAUAGGACUCUCUUAGUGUGUGGUGUCAGAUCCGCUGAUUCACUCUGAGAUGGCACUAAGUUUGCUACAGAGUUACAUUCUAUGUUAAUCCAUGUGGGCUGCUUCUCCAAUUUCUGUCAGUAAAACUAACAAGGUGAUUAUUAGCGACUAGAUCAGCCUGCAUGCCACAGACUAAACGAGAUAAAAUAUCAUGUAUUUUGUAAGGUGCCUGCCAUCCCCCUCCCAUUCCAAAUGCACAUCAUUGGAACAUUUUUUUAUUUAUAAACAAUUUUUGUCACUUUCAGAAAAAAAGGUUUUAAAACUUAAGGCAGACCUGGUGCAUUUAAUUUCAAUCAGUGUCACCUUAACGAAUGUCUAGUAAUUAGUAUUGUGAAAUGAUUUACCAAUAUUAAGCAUUAAGUAACUGGAAGAAGCAGGUAGUGCGUUCUUUGUCUGAUACAAUGUGUUGUGCCUUUCGUCUGCCACAGGGGGAGGAUUCCGUGACAGUCUGGCUGAUAUAUCAGAGGAGCUGUGUCCGAGCUCAGCAGAUACCCCCAUGCCACUACCAUUCUUUGUCCGCACUUCAAACCAGGUGAUUCUGAACUUGUUUCCUCUGUGUCUGACUCUGUGUCUGACUGUGUCAACAAGGGCGCAACAAGCUCUUCAAAUCCUGAUUACACAUCGCUGGUAGUUUAAAGGGGACGUGGAAUUAUCAAACUGUGAAUGAUACGUUCACCUUUCUCUACAUACUGGUUCUACCACCUAUUUCCAAGCCUUCAGCAGUAGUGCUGGUUGAGUCUCUGGCUUGUUAUAAGAUGGGUCAUUCUAAUAUGUGUCUGAGGUUACACUGAUUGCUUUUCUUAUUACAGGGUAACAGCACGGGCGAAGCUCGAGACAUGUAUGUUCCCAAUCCAUCCUGUAAGGACGUGGCAAAGUAUGAGUGGAUUGGGCAGCUAAUGGGCGCAGCACUGAGAGGGAAGGAAUUCCUGGUAUGAAAACAUUGCGAAUUCCUGUCUUCCAUACUUCCUUAUAGCCAGUUUCCCCCUCCAUUGCCUCUCUCUAUCCCAGAUAUCGGUCGGCACAUGGACCCAGACAUGGCUGAAGCAGCAUUUCAUUUAAGGCCUAAAAAGCUGGUGGAACCUGUAACAGGACGGGCUGGAGGCCUGUUCGUUCAGUUCCACAUUUUCCUAAAAACAGGUCAUGCAAGCACUAAACAGGCGAUUUCAUUCACACAAUAUGGAAAUGAAACUGGUGGCAAUUUUAAAGAGGACAUUUCCCUGUGAGUCAUAUACCGGCCCAUCAACCAAUGAAAACAGCUUUAGACAUGCUGGAAAGAUGGCUCAGUUGGUUUGUGCACCAACCAUAGGAUAUGCAGAGUCAAUUUAAACUUUCACAUUUCUGAAGUUGAUAAAAUGAACAGCAUUGAGUUUGGUACCCAUAUCUUUACCCAAAAAACAAAAUCGACGCUUAUCCUUCCUUUUAUUUUAUGAGUUUGAAAAAAAUACAUCCCACAGUAACGCACGCUGCGUGGUAGAUAAGCACUGAUUUGUCUGUUCAGUGAUCUAUAGUAUCCACAGUUUGUGUAAUAUAAAAGGUUUUAAGAACCUAAACGUAUCACGAGACAGAACAAACCCCCUCGCCUGAUGUAUUCAUCGAAUUUAUUGGAUUUUUCAUUUUCAGGUUCUUGCGUUACCCGGCUUUGUGUGGAAGCAGCUCACCGGAGAAGAAAUCAGCUGGAGCAAGGACUUCCUCGCUGUUGACUCUCUUUUAGUGAGUAAAAAAACCCUGGAAGUGGAGAUGGUUGAAUGACUAUGUGACGAAUAGUGGGUGCAUGUCUCUGCACUUGGUCUGUAUGCCUGUUUGUUCAUGUACGUAUUUUUAUUUCUUCUUUUCAAUACUCUGAGCAAUUCUCCUACUUUUUCCUGCCAGGUGAAACUCUUGGAGAUGAUGGAGAUGAUGGACAAGGAGACAUUUGAGUUUAAGUUUGGAGAGGAGCUGAGCUACACGACGGUGCUGAGCGAUCAGAGAAUGGUGGAGCUUAUACCGGGGGGCAGCAAUAUCUGUGUGCGCUACGAGGACCGUGUGGAGUUCAUUCAGAUGGUACAGAGAGCGAGGCUGGAGGAGAGUAAAGACCAGGUAAUGUGCAUUAUGGGCUCCAGAUCGGUUUUAUGUCUGCAGUCGCUGGAUGGCUACUAAGUAAUCACUCACAGCCAUCUGAUAUUGGAAACUGUUCAAGAAUGCGGGGAGUUUCUUCUUGUCUUACUCAGAUUGGGGCCAUCAGGGCAGGACUUCUGAAGGUGGUACCUCAGGCAGUGUUGGAUCUUCUCACCUGGCAGGAACUGGAGAAGAGAGUUUGCGGAGACCCAGAAAUAUCUGUGGAGGCCCUGAAAAAACUAAGUAAGAAUCACAUACGUGUGCAGGUCAUUCAGAACUUUCUGUGUUUAGGCUGUUAAGAGCAAAGGGUGGUAUUAUUCUAAAAUUCUGGUCUGUGGGGAUCCUAUUCUGACACGGAAUGUUCUGCACUUAUAGCCUUUUUGGUGCUCUGUGGAGCAUCACAUGGUAAAUGAUUUGCUGGGAAAGGACUGGACUGGCCGUGGUGGCAUUGGACUCUAAAAUCUCAUCCUGAUUAUUAUACUUCACGACACACGCCAUGUCCCUCUAUCUCCCGGGUACUUAUAUAGAGGUGUAAUAUCUCUGUAGAUGGCUUCUGCUAGUAACUGUUCCAUCCACCGCUUUUUAAGUUAUGUUAAAUUGAUGCUUUGUUUUUCCAGCCAGGUUUGAAGAUUUGGAGGCGACGGACAUUCGGGUUCAGUAUUUCUGGGAAGCCCUGAACAGCUUUACAAAUGGUGAGCACUGUUACUCCGGUCUCCAUGUACUGACAUGUCUCAUGUUUCAGCUCUGCUAGAUGCAGAAGGAAGGACACAAUCUAAUCUAGCUCUAGGAAGCAGACCACACAAAAAAAAAGCAAAACUAAAAUCGUGAAUGUGAGAGUAUGGGAACAGAGACCGUCACAGCCAUGAAAUAAAGAACAUAUUGUGUGUGGGUGCCGGUGAUAGUUUGCUCAGUACUUCCAGCUUCUCAGAAACUCUUCUUUAUCUUUCAGAGGAUCGUAGUCGAUUCCUGAGGUUUGUAACUGGGAGAAGUCGUCUCCCUGCUCCAAUCUACAUCUAUCCGGACAAAUCUGGGUGAGUAAACAGUCAAGGCAGCUGCAAACAUGCAGGGGGACAAUAUUACAGGGAUCUCUGGAUCUCGUGUGUACUUACCUGUUCCACGUGACACAAGUACGUCUUUCAAUCAUAAAAAAAAUAUCUGAUACGUAUAAACUCCUAAACAGCGAAGGGGCAAAUUUAUUAUUUCCAUUUCAAACCUCUUCCUUGCAUAUGCUUCUUCCUUUUAUUUUUUUCAUAGUGAUUUACCAGUUUAGGUCUAAAUGUAUGCUGUGCUAUUUUCUUUUUCUGCAAACUUUUUAUUGAGUGGAUGAGAUAUCAAGGAUCCAGCUCACCCUUGUAAGUGACACAAUAUAGUGCAGGGAAACAAUGGAACGAAGUACAAACAAUUGCCAAGUGGGUUAUGGAUAAAGGUUUCUGGACACUAAGGGAGACGGAGACUGACUAUGUGGACGUUAUUCAUGUAUCAAGUAGUCUUUAAUGUGAAAAGUAUCAUUUUAAACAGGUCCACUUUUCUCAGCACCAAGAGAGCUUGGGUCAACCAUGUGUGCAGGUCCUGAAAUGAGGAACAGGAUUGGGGGAUAUUUUAGUGAUAUAAUAUGUCCAAAUAUUUUAUUUUAUGGGAGGUCCUUUGUAAUGACAAGGUGGGGAGGAGGAACAAGAGCGGCACUGCUAUUUUGUAUGUUUCUCUCUGUCCCUAUAUCUCUCACUCCCUGUGUCUGUCUGUCUGUCUCUCUCUGCAUCUGUUUUUCUCUGUCCCUAUAUCUCUCACUCCCUGUGUCUGUCUGUCUCUCUCUGCAUCUGUUUUUCUCUCUGUCCCUAUAUCUCUCACUCCCUGUGUCUGUCUGUCUCUCUCUCUGCAUCUGUUUUGCUCUCUGUCCCUAUAUCUCUCACUCCCUGUGUCUGUCUGUCUCUCUCUGCAUCUGUUUUUCUCUCUGUCCCUAUAUCUCUCACUCCCUGUGUCUGUCUGUCUCUCUCUGCAUCUGUUUUGCUCUCUGUCCCUAUCUCUCUCACUCCCUGUGUCUGUCUGUCUGUCUCUCACUGCAUCUGUUUUGCUCUCUGUCCCUAUAUCUCUCACUCCCUGUGUCUGUCUGUCUCUCUCUCUGCAUCUGUUUUUCUCUCUGUCCCUAUAUCUCUCACUCCCUGUGUCUGUCUGUCUGUCUCUCACUGCAUCUGUUUUGCUCUCUGUCCCUAUAUAUCUGUAUCUCCUUCUAUAUCUCUCACUUUCUCUGUCUGUCUAGCUCUCUGUAUCUCGACAAUGAGCUGAUGAUUUUCCUUUUAUGGUUUGUCUGUCUGCAGAUCUGAUACUACCGACUCCUUACCGGAGUCCUCUACCUGUUCCAGCACUUUGUACCUACCCCAAUACCCCAGGUAAGUGUGUAUUACCCCUCUACACUGUACUGUGUUUGGGGUGCAGGUGAACAUCCAUUUACAUCCACAAGCGACAUUAAUGGUUUAGCGAAGCCCCAUUCUUACUAUUGUCACAUACUCUGCCAGUAAGUAAAGGAGCAUUAUAUGUAGCUGUAAGUGUGAACACGUCGCUAACCUCGUUAAUACAGCGGGGCACUCCUGCAAACCCCCCACGACGCCAGCGUUUCCCCUUGUAGAAUGCAAUACCUGUAAUAUUACACUUACUUUUCACGCGUUAGAAUGCAAUAUUAUCUAACUAAAGCUGCUAUACGCUUUAUUUACUAAACAGAAAAUUGCAGAGAACUGACAAGGGAAUUGAAAAUUAUAGGCCAGAGCAAAAUUGCUGAAUAGAAGAAUUUCUUUAUUUCAGCAAAAUAAUAACAGUAGCAGCAAAGUAUUUAACCAGGAAAGGUACAUUCAGAUUACCCUGGUAAAUAAGUGUAAACAUGUUUAUUCUGACUCUCCAUUUAGCAAAUACAGUUGUGCUCAAGUUUGCAUACCCUGGCACAAAUUGUGAAAUUUUGGCAUUGAUUUUGAAAAUAUGACUGAUCAUGCAAAACAAUGUCUUUUAUUGAAGGAUAGUGAUCAUAUGAAGCCAUUUAUUAUCACAUAGUUGUUUGGCUCCUUUUUAAAUCAUAAUGAUAACCGAAAUCUCCAAAAUGGCCCUGAUCAAAAGUUUACAUACCCUUCAAUAUUUCGCCUUUUUACAGACACACAAGGUGAUACACACAGGUUAAAAUGGCAAUUAAAGGUUAAUUUCCCACACCUUUGGCUUUUUAAAUUGCAAUUAGUGUCUGUGUAUAAACUGUCAAUACGUUUGUUAGCUCUCACGUGGAUGCACUGAGCAGGCUAGAUACUGGAGAUACUGGAAAACUUGAAAAUGCCAGUCAGUAUUCUUCAAUCACUUAUUACGAAGUGGAAAAUUCGGAGAUCUCUUGAUACCAAGCCAAUGUCAGGUAGACCAAGAAAGAUUUCAGCCACAACUGCCAGAAGAAUUGUUUGGGAUACAAAUAAAAACCCACAGGUAACCUCAGGAGACAUACAGGCUGCUCUGGAAAAAGAUGGUGUGGUUGUUUCAAGGAGCACAAUACAAUGAAACGUGAACAAAAAUGAGCUGCAUGGAAAAUGCUGGCAAUUUGCAUUCUUCUUCACGAAGGCUGCGCAUGGGACACUCUUGGACUAUCCAGCAUGACUCUAAGUACAAGGCCAAGUUGACCCUCCAAUGGUUACAGCAAAAAAAGGUGACGGUUCUGGAGUGACCGUCACAUUUUCCUGACCUUAAUAUGAUCGAGCCACUCUGGGGAGAUCUCAAACACGCGGUUCAUGCAAGACCACCAAAGACUUUGCAUGACCUGGAGGCAUUUUGCCAAGACGUAUUGGGCAGCUAUACCACCUGCAAGAAUUAGGGGCAUCAUAGCCAACUAUUACAAAAGACUGCACGCUGUCAUUGAUGCUAAAGGGGGCAAUACACAGUGUUAAGAAAUAAGGGUAUGCAGAAUUUUGAACAGGGGUCAUUUCAUUUCUUUCUUUGUUGCCAUGUUUUGUUUUAGGUUUGUGCCAUUCUGUUUAACCCCUUAAGGACACAUGACAUGUGUGACAUGUCAUGAUUCCUUUUUAUUCCAGAAGUUUGGUCCUCAAGGGGUUAAACCUACAGUUGAAUAUGAAUCCCAUAAGAAAUAAAAAUAAAUGUGUUUUGCCUGCUCACUCAUAUUUUCUUUAAAAAUGGUUUAUAUAUUACCAAUUCUGCGAAGGGCAGGCAAAACAAUUUUGAGCACAACUGUAAAUGCCUUGAUCGCCUUUUUUCCAUUCACCAAGUGACUCCUUUCUCAUGUGUUACAGUGCCAAGGUUUGCGAGGAGAAGUUGCGCUACGCUGCGUACAACUGUGUUGCCAUAGAUACAGACAUGAGUCCUUGGGAGGAAUGAGUGAAUCAGAUCAUCGGUUAACCUUACCCAGCUCUGUUGCAGGAGCUUGGCAGCACUGCGCCCCAUCAGAUCCUGGAACUUGAGAGCAGUUAAAGAAAUAUUUACAUGCAUCCCAAAAGAACAUUUUGUGUUAUUGCGUGCAUGUAUCUUUACAUCGUAAUGUUUACCAUAUCAAUGUGCGGUGCAAUGUGUGAUAAUAGUUUUCUACAGCUCAUAUAACUGGGUUGAAAUAUGUGAUCUCAAUGGGACUUGUUCCACUGAGUAACAAAAUGUUGUGUUCCUUGCUUGAACAGAUUUUGGCUCAUUACAAGUUCUAUAAAACAAUAUUCUAAAUGAGCAUGCUCUCUUUCUUGAAUGUAUCGCAGAACCUCCAAUUAAGAAGUUCUGGAGAGAAUUCAGCCCUACAUGACCCUAUGCUUGCUUAGAGCUUAAGAUUACCUAUGGUCAAAGGAACUCAUCAGUAAUCCAUAUUGUGGAGUUUCUGGGCAGUAGGUUAUCAUUGGGGUACAAUGGACUGUAACCUAUGGCACUCAAGAUAUUUAAGAAAUAAACUUCCAAGAUGCUUAACCAUAAAAAGGCUGGCUUAGCAUCCUGGGAAAGUGUUCUACAAAUAAAACAUCUUGGGGAGCAACAUUAGGUUUCUCGUACACAUAUCUGUCUAGCUAUGAAUUUACACUGAUCAGCCACAACAUUAAAAUCACCUCUGAGCGUGUCCUGUGGUAUCCGACACCAAGACCUUAGCAGCAGAUCUUUUAAGUCCUACUAGUCGCAACGUGGGAGCUCCAUGGAUUGCAUUUGUUUCCUCACAUCCCACUUAUGCUCAAUGGGAUUGAGAUCUGGGGACUUUGGAGGCCAAGGCAACACCUUGAAAUCUUUGUCAUGUUCCUCAAACCCUUCCUGAACAAUUUUUGCAGUGUGGCAGGAGGCAUUAUCCUGCUGGAAGAGGCCACUGCCACCAGGGAACACCAUUGCCAUUAAGGGGUGUACAUGGUCUGCAACAAUCUCUAGGUAGGUGGUAUGUGUCAAAGUGGCAUCCACUUGACUGCCUGGUCAUAAGGUUUCCCAGCAGAACAUUGCCCAUAGCAUAACACUGCCUCCGCCAGCCUGCCUUCUUCCCAUAGCACAUCUGCUGCCAUCUCUUCCCCAGGUAAACUACUCACAUACCCGGCCAGCAAACUGUGAUACUCUGUGUGUUCUGACAACUUUCUAUCAUGCCCAGCAUUACGUUUUUCAUCAAUUUGAGCUACAGUAGCUCUUCUGUGUGAUCAGACCAGACGGGCUAGACUUCGCUCCCCACUUCCAAAAAUGAGCCUUGGGUGCCCAUGAGCUGACGCCGGUUCCCUGGUUGCCCUUCGUUGCACCACUUUUGGUAGGUACUAAUCACUGCAUUCAGGGAACACCCCAUAAGACCUGCAGUUUUGGAGAUGCUGCAGUCGUCUAGCCAUCACUUUUUAGCCCUUGUCAAGUCACUAAGAUUGUUUCACUUGCCCAUUUUUUCUGCUUUCAACACAUGAAAUUCAGGAAAUGACUGUUUACUUGCUGCCUCAUAUAGAUCCCUCCCCUUGACAGGAGCCAUUGUAAUGAUAUAAUCAUUUCACUUAGCCUACCAGUGGUUUCAAUGUUGUGGCUGAUCAGUGUACAUGGCUCACAAAAAGAUAUCCUCAAUUCUCUGUAUGUGGAAUAUCAAAUGAGGACAGAACGUAGCACAAAAUUAAAUGUAGAGAAAGAGGAAUGAAAUGAACUGUUAAUUUCAGGGUUCUAUUCACUAAAUCCCAUUAUUUAUAAUAUAUCUAAGGCUGAUUUCUGGGAAUAAGAUAUCCCGGUCAUCUCAGACAAAAUGCUUGCUGUGAUGGGUAAUUCCAAAGAAUCCACACUACAAUCAUCGAUUUAGGAUUAAACAACGCCAACAGAAAUUAACUUGCACCAUCCCUUACAGUGAUUCAAAAAUUGCCCGUCCUAUGUAUUGAUCGGCUCUGUGUCUGCUCUGAAGUUUUUCUUUUUUCUAAACUGAACUGAAAAAGCUAAAGUUUCUGCAUUUUAAACAAUCCUAUUCCUUGUACGUUGGAAUGUUGGAAGUAAAUCUGUUUAGCUUCAGUAAUUCCAGGAUCAUGUUAUACGCAGC